AUGGACGGCUCCCGUGCUGCUGCCGCCGCUGUCCCUGGCGGCGGGCGGCCGUGGGGCGACGGCGACGACGGAGGAGCAGGACGAGCGGCUGCGGCGGCGGAGGACGACGAGGGCGGCGAGGUGAGCCUGCGGGAGUGGCUGGACCGCCCGGGCCGCGCGGUGGAGGCGCCCGAGUGCCUGCACGUCUUCCGCCAGGUGGCCGAGGCCGUCUCCGUCGCCCACGCGCAGGGCGUCGCCGUCGGAAGCGCGCGCCCGUCCUGCUUCGUCGUCUCCCCGCCCUUCGCGCGCGUCGCCUUCAUCGAGUCCGCCUCCGGAUCAGACGCCUCCGGCUCCGACGCGUCAGAGGACGGCGCAGACCACGACGCCCACGACGCCGACGCGCAGCCGCCGCGCCGACCUAACAGCAACAACAACGGCGCGGCGGGAGCACGGGACGGCCACAAGGGCUUCCCGCUCAAGACCGUGCUGGCCAUGGAGCUCAACUGGUACACCAGCCCCGAGGAGGCCGACGACGGCCCCGGCGGCGCCACCUUCGCGUCCGACGUCUACAGACUAGGCGUGCUCCUCUUCGAGCUCUUCUGCAGCUUCGAGACCUUGGAGGAGAAGAUGCGGGCCAUGGCCAACCUGCGCUACCGCGUGCUCCCGCCGCAGCUGCUGCUCAGGUGGCCCAAGGAAGCUUCCUUCUGCCAGCUCAUGAUGCAUCCCGUGCCGGACACCAGACCCAAGAUGAGUGAGGUGCUACAAAGUGAGUUCCUCAAUCAAUCGAGGAAUAGUCUGGAAGAGCGUGAGGCAGCACUUCGGUUACGCGAAGAGAUAGAAGAACAAGAACUGCUGUUGGAUUUUCUUCUCCAGUUGCAGAAAAGAAAGCAGGAUAUAGCAGACAAUUUGCAGGACACUGUUGCCUUCCUCUCUUCUGACAUUAAUGAGGCAGUACACCAGCAGUCAGCUCUCGGCCAGUGUGGAAACUUCUCGAUUGAGUUGGAUAAAGAGGUAUCCUCUGGAACUGUUGAGGAUCAGAGUGACUGUGGAUCCAGAAAGCGUUUCAGACCUGAACUGCUUGCUGUUGAUAUGGAGGAACACAAUCGUAGUAUGGAAGAAUGUUCCAGGACAGUGCCAUCAUCUGUGGUAAUCCAAGAAAGUGUGUUGUCAAAAAGCUCCAGGUUAAUGAAAAACUUCAAAAGACUUGAAACAGCAUAUUUUGCAACAAGAUCCAAGUUUUCAAGGCAAGUUGGCAAUCCAGUAAGUAGUCGUGAUCAAGUUGUCAAGAGGACUACCGGGUCAGCUGUUGGGACCGAGGGUAGUUCAAUAGAUGAUUUUGCUUUGGAAGGGUAUUCUGGUAGAAGGCAAAGAGGUUGGAUGAACUCUUUUCUUGAAGGAUUGUGCAGGUACCUGUCGUUCAGUCAGUUGAAAGUUCGGGCUGAACUGAAGCAAUGUGAUCUGAUGAACUCAUCAAAUUUAGUAUGCUCUGUAGGCUUUGACCGGGAUAAGGAGUUUUUUGCAACUGCUGGUGUAAAUAAGAAGAUAAAAGUGUUUGAAUAUAAUAUGAUCGUAAAUGAGCACCGUGAUAUUCACUAUCCUGUGGUUGAGAUGCCUAAUAGAUCAAAACUAAGUUGUAUUUGCUGGAACAGUUACAUGAAGAGUCAUAUAGCAUCUAGUGACUUUGAUGGUCUUGUACAGGUUUGGGAUGUUACUAGGAGCCAAGUUUUUGUUGAAAUGAGGGAGCAUGAGAGGCGUGUUUGGUCGGUAGACUUCUCACUUGCAGACCCAACCAAAUUGGUCAGUGGGAGUGAUGACGGUUCAGUGAAGCUGUGGAGUAUGAAUCAGGCAAUUCUAUUCUUACACCUGCUGUAUGUCAGCUUUUGA
This is a messenger RNA of Lolium rigidum, 1863 nucleotides long. Its product is annotated as protein SPA1-RELATED 4-like. Gene Ontology annotation, molecular function: ATP binding; protein kinase activity; protein binding. Bases 1 to 1863 code for a protein of 620 amino acids. The transcript is spliced from 4 exons. The record is from RefSeq and is a predicted model, not a curated record. NCBI's taxonomy places the organism in Eukaryota, Viridiplantae, Streptophyta, Magnoliopsida, Poales, Poaceae. Gene Ontology annotation, biological process: protein phosphorylation; photomorphogenesis.